This is a messenger RNA of Dryobates pubescens (Downy woodpecker), 4962 nucleotides long. RefSeq names its product protein tyrosine kinase 2 (gene PTK2). Gene Ontology annotation, biological process: signal complex assembly; protein phosphorylation. The coding region runs from base 313 to 3726 and encodes 1137 amino acids. The transcript has 34 exons. Lineage: Eukaryota; Metazoa; Chordata; Aves; Piciformes; Picidae. Gene Ontology annotation, cellular component: focal adhesion; cytoskeleton. Gene Ontology annotation, molecular function: ATP binding; protein tyrosine kinase activity. The record is from RefSeq and is a predicted model, not a curated record.
GCCGCCUGCCUUCGCCCCGCUCGCCCCCGGGAGAGGAUGCUCCGGGCUUUCCAUCGUCCAGGCGGCAGAAGAUGAAGCCGCGGCGCGGCCUCCCCUCGCCGUCACCGCCGGAGCGCGCUGCCCGGGGCGCGCUCCCGCCGCCAGGUGAAGGCAGCUGAGCCGCCCGUCAGGGUCAUCCCUUCUCUGCUUCCCUGUGGAUCGAAGGCGGGUAGGCGGCCCCCCGCCAGCCCCCUCCCGCCCCAGGACCACGAACGUCUGGAGCGGAGCCUCCUUGCAUGCGGCGCUUGCUGGAGUCUCCACCCGGAGCUGUGCAUGUGGCUGCUGGAGGGGGCUGGCCAGGCCCCGCAGCCAGCAGGUGCUUUCUAUAUGGAGAAAAGCGGCUGUAGCCCAUUCCCCAUGUGCUGGGCUAAAGAAUAUGACAGAUACCUAGCAUCUAGCAAAACCAUGGCAGCAGCUUACCUUGACCCAAACUUGAAUCAUACGCCAAGUUCAAGUGCAAAGACACACCUUAGUACUGGGAUGGAGCGUUCCCCAGGGACCAUGGAACGAGUCUUAAAGGUUUUCCACUACUUUGAAAACAGCAGUGAGCCAACAACGUGGGCCAGCAUCAUCCGGCAUGGCGAUGCUACUGAUGUCCGUGGCAUAAUUCAGAAGAUUGUGGACAGUCACAAAGUGAAAAAUGUGGCCUGCUAUGGGUUACGGCUCAGUCAUCUGCAGUCUGAGGAAGUUCACUGGCUACACCUGGACAUGGGGGUGUCCAAUGUGAGAGAGAAAUUUGAACUAGCCCACCCUCCAGAAGAAUGGAAAUAUGAAUUGAGAAUUCGGUAUCUGCCCAAAGGAUUUCUGAACCAGUUUACUGAGGACAAACCAACUCUAAAUUUUUUCUAUCAGCAGGUGAAAAAUGACUAUAUGUUAGAAAUAGCAGAUCAAGUGGACCAGGAAAUUGCUUUGAAACUAGGUUGCCUUGAAAUCCGGAGAUCCUACGGAGAGAUGAGAGGCAAUGCAUUAGAAAAGAAGUCCAACUAUGAAGUGUUAGAGAAGGACGUUGGUUUAAGACGUUUUUUCCCGAAGAGUUUGCUAGAUUCAGUAAAGGCCAAAACACUACGGAAAUUAAUCCAACAAACAUUUCGACAAUUUGCCAACCUCAAUAGAGAAGAAAGUAUUUUGAAAUUCUUUGAGAUCCUCUCUCCAGUGUACAGAUUUGACAAAGAAUGCUUCAAGUGUGCUCUUGGUUCAAGCUGGAUUAUUUCAGUGGAACUGGCAAUUGGCCCAGAAGAAGGAAUCAGUUACCUUACAGACAAGGGUGCGAAUCCAACUCAUCUAGCAGAUUUUAAUCAAGUGCAAACUAUUCAGUAUUCAAACAGUGAAGACAAGGACAGAAAAGGGAUGUUGCAACUCAAGAUAGCAGGUGCUCCUGAGCCUCUGACAGUGACAGCACCAUCCUUAACCAUUGCAGAGAAUAUGGCUGACUUGAUAGAUGGAUAUUGCCGGCUGGUGAAUGGAGCUACGCAAUCUUUUAUUAUCAGGCCACAGAAAGAAGGUGAAAGAGCUUUACCAUCAAUACCAAAGCUGGCCAACAAUGAGAAGCAAGGAGUAAGGUCACACACAGUCUCUGUGUCAGGAGUCAAUCACUGUCAGCAUAAAGUAAAGAAAGCUAGACGCUUUCUCCCUUUCGUCUUCUGUUCCCAUGAGCCGCCGCCUAAGGAUGAAAUUAGUGGGGACGAGACAGAUGACUAUGCAGAGAUCAUAGAUGAGGAAGAUACUUAUACAAUGCCAUCAAAAAGCUAUGGAAUAGAUGAAGCCAGAGAUUAUGAAAUUCAAAGGGAGAGAAUUGAGCUGGGGCGCUGCAUUGGUGAAGGACAGUUUGGAGAUGUACACCAAGGCGUUUACGUGAGUCCGGAAAAUCCAGCUAUGGCUGUUGCAAUCAAAACAUGUAAAAACUGCACCUCAGACAGUGUUAGAGAAAAGUUCUUACAAGAAGCCUUAACGAUGCGUCAGUUUGAUCAUCCUCACAUCGUGAAGCUCAUUGGAGUUAUCACAGAAAACCCAGUUUGGAUAAUCAUGGAACUCUGUACACUUGGAGAGUUGAGAUCAUUCUUGCAAGUAAGAAAAUACAGCUUGGAUCUGGCCUCUCUGAUACUCUAUGCUUACCAGCUUAGCACAGCACUUGCCUACUUGGAGAGCAAAAGAUUUGUACAUAGGGAUAUUGCUGCUAGAAAUGUGCUGGUAUCUGCCACUGACUGUGUGAAGUUAGGUGACUUUGGUUUAUCCCGAUAUAUGGAAGACAGUACUUACUAUAAAGCUUCCAAAGGAAAAUUACCCAUCAAGUGGAUGGCUCCAGAGUCAAUCAACUUCCGACGGUUUACCUCAGCUAGUGAUGUGUGGAUGUUUGGUGUGUGUAUGUGGGAGAUCCUAAUGCAUGGGGUAAAGCCCUUCCAGGGAGUGAAGAACAAUGAUGUGAUUGGGCGAAUUGAGAACGGUGAGCGGCUCCCAAUGCCUCCAAACUGCCCUCCUACCCUCUACAGCCUUAUGACCAAGUGCUGGGCAUACGACCCUAGCAGACGACCCAGGUUUACUGAACUUAAAGCACAGCUCAGUACAAUACUGGAGGAAGAGAAGCUGCAGCAAGAAGAACGAAUGAGAAUGGAAUCCAGGCGACAAGUCACAGUAUCCUGGGACUCAGGAGGAUCAGAUGAAGCUCCUCCCAAGCCCAGUAGGCCUGGCUACCCCAGUCCAAGAUCCAGUGAAGGGUUUUAUCCAAGUCCACAGCACAUGGUACAGCCAAAUCAUUACCAGGUGUCUGGAUACCCUGGAUCUCAUGGGAUACCAGCCAUGGCAGGCAGCAUUUAUCCUGGGCAGGCUUCUCUCUUGGAUCAAGCAGAUUCCUGGAACCAUCGAUCUCAGGAAAUACCAGUGUGGCAACCAAACAUGGAGGAUUCAGGCACUUUGGACAUAAGGGGAAUGGGACAGGUUCUACCCACACAUCUCAUGGAGGAGAGAUUGAUACGACAGCAACAAGAGAUGGAAGAAGACCAGCGUUGGCUUGAGAAGGAGGAAAGAUUCCUGAAACCUGAUGUACGGCUCUCCAGAAGCAGCAUUGACAGAGAGGAUGGAGGUCUCCAGGGCCCAGCUGGUAACCAGCACAUAUAUCAGCCUGUGGGUAAACCAGAUCACGCAGCUCCGCCAAAGAAGCCUCCCCGCCCAGGAGCCCCCAGCCAUUUGGGCAGCCUUGCAAGCCUGAACAGCCCCGUGGACAGCUACAACGAAGGCGUGAAGAUUCAGCCACAGGAAAUCAGCCCCCCUCCUACAGCAAACCUGGACCGCUCCAAUGACAAAGUCUACGAGAAUGUCACUGGGCUGGUGAAAGCAGUCAUAGAAAUGUCCAGUAAGAUACAGCCAGCUCCCCCAGAGGAGUAUGUGCCGAUGGUGAAGGAGGUUGGUUUGGCACUGAGAACCUUACUGGCAACAGUCGAUGAGAGUCUCCCAGUGCUUCCUGCAAGCACUCACAGAGAGAUUGAGAUGGCACAGAAGCUGCUGAACUCGGACUUGGCUGAGCUCAUUAACAAGAUGAAACUGGCCCAGCAAUAUGUCAUGACCAGCCUGCAGCAGGAGUACAAAAAGCAAAUGCUGACGGCUGCUCACGCUCUGGCUGUGGAUGCCAAAAAUUUGCUGGAUGUUAUUGAUCAGGCCAGACUGAAAAUGAUCAGUCAGUCCAGACCGCACUAAGUACUGAGGGAAGAGGUUCAUCAGUCCAAGAAUUCUGAUGUUAUUUCACCUUCCACCAGCAGUGAGGACUAAACCCAGUGUAGUCCUGGCUUUCCAGCACCUCUUACUUCAGCAGACCUGACUGACCACUGUUGGUUCUCUCUCAUUGUGAAACUUUACCAGUUUUUGUCAUAAAGCCAAGCUGGUCUGGGAUUCAGAAAGUGGCAUUAUCACAAGGUGAAGUUUGUACAGAAGCCCUCACGAUAUCACACCCGUGGAGCACACUUCACUUUUGUACCGUCGGAUGGGGCACGCUUAGCCCCGAGCUGCCACAGGGUUACGGUCUCAGAGCCCAACCCUAUUGGAGCAGCGGCUUGGAGACAGAUAUUGUGAAGUGAAGAAUUCGGGGAAACCUCAGGGCUGAGAAUUCUUGCCCACAGUCUAUGAACUAUCCAGACUGGAAUUUUUUUAUUAGAACACUUACGUCGCAAUAUGCUAAUCACACUUUACAGAGAAAGAAUAAAAAGCUAUAUUUUCAAGACUUCAGUCAUUUCCAGACAAACUAAAACCCUCUUCAUCUUCCCGCCUUUUACUUUUAUGUGAACGUGUGAAGCAUUUGUUUGGAACUAGCUGUAGGACACAACUGAAAACUCAUCUUUUUCACCAGAGUAACAUGCCAGUUCUUUUGUAGCAAUGUUGUUUUCCUUGGAAGCGAAAAUGCUGCUUUGUACCAGAGCAAUUCAGAGCUGCAUUUGGAGGAGUUCUGUAACCAUUCAUGUCCCCCGUUUUUAUAUAAUUUAUAAAGACAGAGUAAAGCCAUGUCAACUAUUUUAAACCCACUGUAGCUAACUAACCCAUCCUUUUUGUCUAUCUUACCUGGGAGAAUUACAGUAGAGCAGUGUAAUUAGAUUUUCCUUGGUUUUCCGGUUAUGCCAUCUGUUCUGUUAAAAUAAAAACCACACUCCCUUUUUGCUGUUGAGGGAUAUAAAUUAUUCUCAGGAAGAAUAUAAUGAACUGUACAGUUACUUUGACCUAUUAAAAAGGUGUUACCAGUGACGCUCUGGCUGUCUUCUUUUUGUGUGUGCCCUCCAGAAGAAAGCACUCAAGGUUUGUCCUCUGCUUGGAAUCCUUCCCCACACCCUAACCAUAAGCAUUUACCAAUUCUGCAGGAUUUGAGGAGCAGCAGUAAGCAUUCAAAGAGAAAACCCAAGCUUAAGGUAGUCUUCAGGAGGCAGCAUUUCCUCCAAAGGUGGGGCA